AUUAUUUCAUUUGUUCCAGUGUAAAUACAUUGACUUGCUAAUCAAAAAACAAAAAAAAAACAACAAAAAAUGUAAUAUACAUGCAUAUACCACCCUGCGCCUCAACCGUUGAGGAAAAUGAACAGUCAGAGUGAUGGGAGGAGGCCGAUGGGCCUAUGUCCUAGGUCUCCAUCAAGACCGACGAGAAAACCCCUGCCAAAAGUCUCCAAUUCUGCGUCGCGACAUUCAGUCAUUCCACUGUCGCCAUCACCCUUUCCCCCAUUAAUGCCUCAUGCUGACCGAACAUCUGACCCGCGUCCAGACUCGGAUCCCCGUCAGGAAAGUUGGCCAGCAGUUGCAUCAUCAAGUUCAUCAAUGGAGUCCCCCGAAGAGAUGUGUGGAAUGACGCCGAAGGCCCGCCACGUUAUAAUGGUCUAUGGGAUCCUGUUCAUCCUUCUGGGAAGCGCGUUCGCCCAGCUUCUGACCCUUCGCUACCUAGACUUCGACAUCGGGAAAGUGGUGAACAAAGCCGUGGCCAGCACCACGUGGAUGUUGAUGGCGCUGGUCUGCUUCCUGAUCCUCGCCUGCGUGAACAUGACCAACACGUGCCCGAUCAACUACCUACUGGCCCUCGUCAUAGUGGAGGCUGUGGUGUUCUUCACGGCCUGCGACCGCUGGAGCAAGAUUACCUUUGACUGGGGCGUAGGCAUUAUUACCGUCGUCGUGGUGAUCAACAUUGUGCUCCAUGUCUUGGGAAUAUUAAUGCCGCUAAAGCUACAGCCCGGAGCUGUGUCCGUAUUGACUAUAACCAUACUGUACAGCAUCAUUGUGGGCACCAUUUUUAUUAUCGUCUACCUUAAUGGCAACAUCUACAUGCUGCGGUACUUUUCGAUGGUGAGUCUGGCAUUUGCGUGCCUCAUAGUCCAGUUCACGGUCACCGUGGUCUACCAAAGGCGAAAAGAUUUUCUAACCCGGAACGACUACGUCCUGCAGGCCACAAUCCUGGCCUUUCUAUGUGUUUAUAUGUGUCAUGCUUCCAUUGUAAUGGUUCGCUUCGGUAAGUUUUUGGUGGAUCAAGUUUAGGAACUAGGUCCAGACACCAUAAUGCCACUUAAUUAUAUUUUUGAAUAGUACACCAUGUAGAGCAUUAAA
Drosophila ananassae is the source of this 1131-nucleotide messenger RNA. RefSeq lists its product as uncharacterized. The coding region runs from base 118 to 1062 and encodes 314 amino acids. NCBI's taxonomy places the organism in Eukaryota, Metazoa, Arthropoda, Insecta, Diptera, Drosophilidae. The record is from RefSeq and is a predicted model, not a curated record. The transcript has a single exon.